Molecule: messenger RNA, 2700 nt
Organism: Prorocentrum cordatum
Lineage: Eukaryota; Dinophyceae; Prorocentrales; Prorocentraceae
Source: the annotation of a GenBank genome assembly
CCCCCUCCACCUCGGACCGCGUGCGUGAUCGCGACCAUGCGGGGCCCACCUUCCUCGGUCUUGGCCCUGGUGGAACGCCGCUCGGAUGGGUCCCACUCCCUGGUGCACGGGAGCGAGCGGUGCGGGGAGACGUCGGCCGUGGUUACCGCUUGGAGGGCCCUGGACGAGCAGCUCGGGGUCGCCCUCGCCCCGUCCACGAACUGCAACACCGACAGAGCAUACUACUACCACUACCAUUCGGUACAAGGGAACCUGCGGCAGUGGAGGGACACGCCGGGCAGGGAGUACGUCCUGGUGUCGGUAGACGACCUCCGGAGGCUGCGCUUCCCCGUCGCCAGCGACCAGCGCAUGAUCCGGAUGGCCCUGGAGCAGGCGGAGGAAGUGGAGCGAGCCCGGGCGCGUGCCCAGCCGGAGCCCCCGCCGGAGGGGGCGGCGGGCGCCGCACCCGCAUCCGGGACGGCGGGGGGAGCGGCAGGCGCCGACCCAUUCGUCGCCCGGCCCAGCCUCCGGAUCACGCUCCAGAGGAUAGCGGGCCCCCAGCACGCCGAGGAGCGUCACCGGCUCCUCCGGGAGCGCCUCAUCACCCUCUUGGGCGUCCUCGACACGCCCGGUGACCGGGACGCCCGGGGCUGCACGCACGAAGACCUCGUGGCCUCCCUGGAGGAGUCGUACUCCGAGGUUCACCUGGCGUUCCUGACGGAGUCGCGGCGCGCCCUCGCGUUCGCCUCCGGGGUCGGGCCCCUGGAGCUCACCCACAGGCCCGAGGCCGCGAAGAAGCUACUCGAGGAGGGAGAUCAUGAGGGGGCCCUCCGUGCGGCCCUGGGACCCGAGGUGGUCCCGGUGCAGCGACGGGCGGAGGGGGACCCCGACCCCGCGCGGGAGGCGGAAGAGCCUCCCCCGGAGGAGCCACCCCCAGCACCCGCAGGCCUCGGGAGCGCGCCGGUUGUCCCCGGCCCCGCCGGACCGGCGCAGGGAGAAGCCCAGGACGAGUCGGGGGAGUCGGGCGGGAGCGCAGGAGGAGCGGAUGAGGAGGACCCCGACGAGGACCCUUACGACUGGGUGGCCAGCUGGAUCCCGGAAGGGAUGGCGGCGGACUGGGUGUGCACCCCCAUGCUGCCGACGGGCGGCUACACUAUCAGGGCGCCCAUCCCCACAAGCUGGGUGGAGCUGUGGAAGCCCGAGGUCCUGCAGGAGAUAGGCCACUUUCCCCCGGAGCUGGCGGCAUGGCUGGACUCCACCAUUCGGGUCGGGGGGGAUGAGUGGAUCCAGUUUGAUGGGUGCCCGCGGAGCCUGGACACCCACCGCACCCUCCCGCUCCGCUUGGAGGAGGGAGGUACGGAGACGGUCUACUACCACCCGAAGCACAUGCUGCUGUUCUUCGUGGAGGCGCGGGAGGUCUACAGGCUGAUGCACCUGGUCCAGGGCCCAGUCCCCCAGCACCUCAGGGCGCACCGGGACGAGCAAAACCUCCGAGCGGGACGCCUCUCCCCCCCGCCGCUUCGGAAGACCGCGGAGCCCGUCGCCGGCGGGGAGGCGGACGGGGCCGCGGGGGGGCACCCCGCUGACGCGGAGAGCGGGGGCGGGAGACCCCUCCCAGAUCAGGGCGCGGAGCCGCCUCAGGACGCACCCGCUGAGGAGGGGCGGGGAGGCGGGGGCGCGGAGCCGGGAGGGGGAGCGGACCAGAAGGGCGAGGCCGACCCUGUCGGGGCUGCCAGCCCGGCUCAGGGUGCGGCGGAGGACGGGUCCAGGCUGGAUGGACCGGCCGAAUCACCCGAGCCCCCGGAGGGCGCCCAGUCCAGGCACCCGCAAUUCCAGCUGCCGGAGGAAGGGCCCCCGGAGCCCGAGCCGGCACCCCCGGCCGAGGAGCAGGGACCCCGGGAGACGGAGCCGGCGGCGCCCGCCGAGGAGCAGGCCCCGCCGCAGGCUCCGGAGGAACCCGCCUCCGGCACGGUGGAGGAGCUCCAGCUCCAGAUCGCCCUGGAGGCCUCUGAGAAGGAGAAGGCCGCGAGGGAAGCGGAAGAGUCACCCGACGGCCCGGCCGGUGACGCGGACGGGGAGCGCCUCGGGCGCAGCGUGCCGGGGGGAGGAAGCCCUCCGGCCCCGGGUGGAGGAAGGCGCUUCCAGCCGCGCCAGAGCCUCUGGUCGGAGAGGGGCCACGAGGAGGAUGGCACCUUCGAGACCCGGGAGCUAUUCUGGUCGGACGCGUGGCGGCAAGCCCCGAGGGGUGGCGGCUUCCGCCACGUCCUGCAGGUCCUGGUGGAGAUCCUCGUCGACGAGCAGAGGGCGGGGGCCUCCCCCCCCCCCGGUGGAGAGCGCCUGUUCCACCUGGAGGACUUCAGCCGCAUGGCCCAGGCGGGACUGGGCCCGACCAACGGGCGGAUCGCGGCGGAGUACCUGAAGGACACGUUCGGGGUAGGUGUUCAGACCAAUACCAACCCGUCCACCAGGAGGGAGUACAGGAUCCCCGAGGUCAUGGAGAAGUUGCAGGAGACGAGGGAGGCAGCCAUGCGGAGGAGCCUGGAAGUGACCCGGCCGGAGGCAGAAGCCCCGAGACCAGCCCAGGGCGGGAUACCCCGUUCCCCCCGCGAGGCUGGGGAGACCGCCGCACCGGACAAGGGGGGGACCCCUACCAGCCGUGCACGGGAGGCGACCCCGGAGCCCCCGGCGGAGGCGAUACUGCAGCUGGAGGAGACGGACUGA